This is a messenger RNA of Naegleria gruberi, 3285 nucleotides long. RefSeq names its product isoleucyl-tRNA synthetase. Gene Ontology annotation, molecular function: aminoacyl-tRNA deacylase activity; tRNA binding; ATP binding. The record is from RefSeq and is a predicted model, not a curated record. The coding region runs from base 1 to 3264 and encodes 1087 amino acids. The transcript is spliced from 3 exons. Gene Ontology annotation, biological process: isoleucyl-tRNA aminoacylation. NCBI's taxonomy places the organism in Eukaryota, Heterolobosea, Eutetramitea, Acrasida, Naegleriidae.
AUGAGUAAACUCCAAGAAGUAGACGCAAGUAUUAACUUUGCUAGAGAAGAAGAAAAGACUUUGUCGUAUUGGAAAGAAAUCGACGCCUUCAAUACCAGCUUGAAAAAGUCGGAAGGAAAGAAGCCAUUCUCCUUCUAUGAUGGUCCACCAUUCGCAACAGGGUAUCUUCCUCACUAUGGUCACAUUUUAGCAGGUACUAUUAAAGACGUUGUUACCAGAUAUGCUCACCAAACUGGUCACUAUGUUGAAAGAAGAUUUGGUUGGGAUUGUCACGGUCUUCCAAUUGAAUUUGAAAUUGAAAAGAUUUUGAAGAGAGACAAGAUUUUCGAGGAAAAACUCUUUCGUGCUGAUAUCGAAGAAUAUGGUAUUGCCAGAUAUAAUGACAAAUGUGAAUCUAUUGUCAUGAAAUACUCUUCCGAAUGGGAACAAAUCAUUACAAGAUUGGGAAGAUGGAUUGACUUUAAGAAUGACUACAAGACAAUGAACUUCUCAUUUAUGGAAAGUGUUUGGUGGGUUUUCAAGCAAUUAUGGGAUAAGAAUUUGGUUUAUAAAGGAGUUCGUGUCAUGCCAUACAGUACAGGUUGUACAACACCACUCUCCAACUUUGAAGUCACACAAGGAUACAGAGAUGUCCAAGAUACUGCCAUCACAGUUGCUUUCCCAAUUAAGAGUGAAGAUGAAAAAUUCAAGGAUACAAGCUUUUUGGUUUGGACAACUACUCCAUGGACAUUGCCAAGUAACUUGGCUCUCUGUGUUAAUCCUGAAUUCACAUAUGUUAGAGUUUAUGAUGAACAAAAGAAAUGGUACUUUAUCGUUUUGAAGGAUUUGGCUUCUAAAUAUUUCAAGAAGGUCAAAACUGAAGGUGAAUUUAAGGGAAGUGAUUUGGUUGGUAUGAAGUAUGAACCUCUCUAUAAUUUCUAUGCUGAAGAAUUUGCUGAUGCUUUUAGAGUUAUUUCCGAUGAUUACGUCACAAAUUCAAGUGGUACUGGUAUUGUCCAUCAAGCUCCAGGUUUUGGUGAAGACGAUAACCGUGUUUGUGCCAAGUUUGGAAUUAUUGAUAACAAGACUAGAUUACCUCCAUGUCCUUUGGAUGAUAUUGGUCGUUAUGUUUCACCAAUUGAAACUUUCAAGGGAAUGUACAUCAAGGAUGCUGAUCCAUUGAUUAUUGAAGAUUUGAGAAGCAGACUCAGACUUUUCAAGAAGGAAGGUAUUACCCACAAGUAUCCAUUCUGUUGGAGAUCUGAUACUCCAUUGAUUUACAAGACUGUUCCAUCUUGGUUCGUUAGAGUUACUGAUUUAAGAGAUAGACUUCUUGAAAACAAUAAGCAAACUUAUUGGGUUCCUGAACACGUUCAAGAAGGUAGAUUCCACAACUGGCUUGCUGAUUGUAAGGAUUGGACCAUUUCUAGAAGUAGAUAUUGGGGUACUCCAAUUCCUGUCUGGAUGAGUGAGGAUGGUGAAGAAAUGGUUGCUGUUGGUUCUGUUGCUGAAUUGGAACAAUUGACUGGUAUCACUGGAAUUAACAAUCUCCACAGACAACACAUUGACAAGCUUACUAUUCCUAGCCAAAAGGUACCUGGUAAGGUUUUGAAGAGAGUCAGUGAUGUCUUUGAUUGUUGGUUUGAAUCUGGUUCUAUGCCAUAUGCUCAAAACCACUAUCCAUUUGAAAACCCAGAAAAGUUCCAAGACUCUUUCCCAGCUGAUUUCAUUGCUGAAGGUUUGGAUCAAACUAGAGGUUGGUUCUACACUUUGUUGGUUUUGGGUACUGCUUUGUUUGACAAGUGUCCAUUCCAAAAUGUUAUUGUAAACGGUCUCGUCCUUGCUGAAGAUGGUUCCAAGAUGAGUAAGAGUAAGAAGAAUUAUCCAGAUCCACAAAUUGUUAUUGACAAGCACGGUUCUGAUGCCUUGAGAUUAUAUUUGAUCAACUCACCAGUUGUUAGAGCUGAACCACUCAAGUUCAAGGAAGAUGGUGUUUUCGAUGUCGUCAAGGAAAUCUUGUUGCAAUGGUACAAUGCUUACAGAUUCUUUGUUCAAUCUGUCAAACGUUAUGUUGACGAAACUGGUGAAGAUUUUAACAGUGAUAUUGCCAAUGCUGCCAAGAUUGAUAAUAUCAUGGACAAGUGGAUCAUUUCCUCUAGCAACAGUUUGUUGAAGAAUAUUAGUGCUGAAAUGAAGGCCUAUCGUUUGUAUAAUGUUACACCAAAGUUGGAAGGUUUCAUUGACCAUCUUACUCGUUGGUAUGUCAAGAUUAACAACAAGCGUUUGAAGGGUGAACAAAAGGAUCAAACUAAGGAAGAUAGAUUGUCUGCCUUGUCUGCUAUGUUCAUUGCUUUGUAUAAUGUUGUUAGAAUUAUGGCUCCAUUCACUCCAUUCUUGACUGAAAAGAUGUAUCAAAAUCUUAAGAACUUGCUCACAAAGAGUGAAGAUUCUGUCCACUAUGAAAUGCUCCCAGAAUGUGAUGAAUCCAAGAUUGAUUUGGAAAUUGAAAGAACUGUUGAAGCUAUGCAAGCUGUCAUUAAGGUUGGUAGAACUUUGCGUGUCAGAAAGAACAUUCCUUCCAGAACUCCAGUAUCUUCCUACAUUGUUUGUAACAUUGAUGAAGAUUUCAUUAGAAGAGUUAAGAGUAUGGAAUACUUUAUCAAGAAGGAACUCAACAUUCAUGGAUCUGUUAUUGCUACAAGCAACAUUCAAGAAUAUAGUGUUAAAUUGGAAGCUACUCCAAAUAACAAGGCUUUGGGUGUUCGUUUGGGUAAGAAGUUCAAGGAUGUCUAUAAGGCAAUUACUGGUUUGAAACACGAAGAAUUGGUUUCAUUCUUGAUGAAGAAGGAAAUUGUUUUGUGCGGUGAAACUAUCAACAAUGAAGACUUGAUUGUGGCUAACAAGUUUGUUGGUACUGAAAAGAAUUACUUUGCUGAUGAAUGUGGUACUGGUACUUUGAUUUUGAACACUGACUUGUCAGAAGAAUUGAAGGAAUUAGGUUUCGUCAGAGAAGCUGGUAGUAAAGUCCAACAAAUGAGAAAGGAAGCUCGUCUCAAGUUUGAAGAUAAGGUUGACGUUUUCUUGACUGGUAAGAGUUCUCAAACAGUAGUUGAAGUUUUGAAGAAGCACUCUGCCACUCUUGCUCAACAUUUGAAGGGUAUGGACGUCUUCUUUGAAGCUGUUCCUUCUGGAAAGGAUUUGAUCAUUCAACAAGAAAUGAAUGUUGACAGAUUAACUCAAGAAGAAAGCAAUGUUGUUGUUUUCACGUUGAUUAGAAAAGAAUAAAUUUUUGAAAAUAUUUUAAUU